Molecule: messenger RNA, 894 nt
Organism: Caenorhabditis elegans
Lineage: Eukaryota; Metazoa; Nematoda; Chromadorea; Rhabditida; Rhabditidae
Gene: srbc-16
Product: Serpentine Receptor, class BC (Class B-like)
Exons: 5
Coding region: 1-894 (297 amino acids)
Source: RefSeq, marked reviewed
AUGAAUGUCACAACGCCUGUGAUAAUCUCAAUGAUUGGACUUUUACCGUCAAUUUUUACAUGCGUAUUGAAUAUUUCUUUGUUGAAGCAAAUUGAAAGGUUAUUUAAAUUUUCAGCAUUAAAACUUUUUUCUACAUUCAAAUCCAUAUUCAGAAAGAAAAAACAUUUAAUCCUUUUCAAGUUUCGCUUUUUCUUCGAUGUAAUUCUUGGUGCAUCGGUUGUCGCUCAUUUAGGAUUUUAUAUUAUUUUAACUAGUUUUCACGAUGAAUUUUUACCAUGGAGAAAUAUGAUUUUUUAUUUUUCCCUGGUAUCUUGGAAUAUCGGAGCGGCUAGGUCGUUGACCGCCUUGACAAUUUCGGUGGAACGUGUGAUGGCUGUAUAUGUACCGAUAACCUACCGCAACUACCGCCCGUAUUUCCCAACAUUUGUGAUUCCAAUUUUUGCAAUUGGCUUCGGAGCUUCUGACAUCUUCGUUCUUUUUAAUAUUUGCGACUACCAGGUCAACGUUCCAAAGGAGUGUGCUGCUUUGGGAUGUUGUAUUAAUGCUUGUUUCAAUAAAUAUUACAGCAUCAAUAAAGGGACAGCUUAUAUUUUGACUGUAAUGUUUGCAAUACUACUAUCCACGAAAUUAUUUUUUCUUAACAAAGACUCAACUGAGCAGAAAACCCUGUCCAAAGCUAACCUUCUAGCUCUUAUCGAUGCGGCUAACGUGAUUAUUUUUCACUUUUCACCAAUUCUGUUUGCGUUUUUGUUCAAGCACUGGUUUACAGCACAGAAUAUUGGGCCAAUUGGAGUGGUAUCAAAAAUGUGGGGUUGUGCCUUGGAAGCUCUGCUGGUUUUUGGGACAUUAAGAAAGAAGAGCGGAACAAAAACGAGCACUGUUAAUGUUAUCUAA